Messenger RNA from Mangifera indica (mango), 2011 nucleotides. Its product is annotated as transcription factor AS1-like. The coding region runs from base 800 to 1858 and encodes 352 amino acids. Lineage: Eukaryota; Viridiplantae; Streptophyta; Magnoliopsida; Sapindales; Anacardiaceae. The record is from RefSeq and is a predicted model, not a curated record. The transcript is spliced from 2 exons.
UGUGCUUAUUAUAAACGUAACGAAGCAUGUUUCAGUUUCACUCCAGGGAAAUUCCGAGGGAAAGAGGGGGAAAAAAAAAAAAAUCUAAAACAGAAAACAAACGAAGGCAGCGAAAGAAUCAGGGAAGGAGGCGCAUUUUAAGCACUGAAAUCGAGCGUACGCCGUUUUCUCAUCAAUGCAAAGUAAAAUUCUCGCUCUUGCUUUUGCCGAGUGAGUGAGUUAUUUAUGAGCAGUAGUGUAGAGAUCGAUGGUGGUGAGUGCUGCUGGGGUGAACGCAGUGUAGUGAAACAAUGAACAUCAGCACCAGCUGAGCUGACGACAUAACAUUCCUUAUAAGACGUCAUCGUUUUUGCUUUCUUUUCUUUUCCUUCCCAUUCGCGUGCGCUCUUUUUCCGCUCCAUUUGUCAGAUUUCUCUUUUAAAAUCACUGUUCUCCGUUACUCCGUUACUGUUUUCCAAUAUUUUUCUCUACUCUAGUCUUUGCUUUAAAGUGAAUUCUCAUUUUCCACUUAUUUGCUAUUUUUUGGGCACUCUCUCUGGUCUCUUAUUUGUCCGUUUUCUUUCUAUCUCUGUAGUCUGAGAUUUUUUAGUUUUAAACAUCUCUCUAGUGUUAAUUACAGUCUUUUGCCAUUUCUGGAUUGUUUGUUUCUUCUUCUUCUUCGUUUAUUUGUUUUCUCUGUUUCAUUGAUGAAGUUAGCUUGAGAUGCGAAGAAGAUACAUUUGGAUUUUCAAUACUUGAAGUCAAGAAAUAUACAUUAUGAAGUGCUUGACACAAUGGGCAGUGGUGUUUGCACUCUCAAAUGAAGAAGAGACAGCGUUGGAAAGCUGAAGAGGAUGUUUUAUUGCGUGCUUAUGUAAAACAAUAUGGCCCGAGGGAGUGGAGCCUUGUAUCACGGCGUAUGAACAUACCACUAAACAGGGACGCAAAAUCGUGCUUAGAAAGGUGGAAGAACUACCUCAAACCUGGCAUCAAGAAGGGAUCACUUACUGAAGAGGAGCAGCAUCUUGUCAUACAACUUCAAGCCAAACACGGCAACAAGUGGAAGAAAAUUGCAUCUGAAGUCCCUGGCCGCACUGCUAAGAGACUUGGAAAGUGGUGGGAAGUGUUCAAAGAGAAGCAGCAAAGGGAACAGAAAGAUAACAGCACAACAGUUGAUCCAAUUGAGGAGCGCAAGUACGAUCAGAUCCUAGAGACUUUUGCGGAGAAGCUAGUGAAAGACGGUGCAUUUGUCAUGGCUGCUUCGAAUGGAGGGUUUCUUCACACUGACUCUCCCACCCCAUCAACUUUGCUACCCCCUUGGCUUUCCAAUUCCAAUGGAACCUCAGCUAUCAGGCCGCCAUCCCCUUCUGUAACCCUAAGUCUGUCUCCCUCAACAGUGGCAACUACUCCUCCAAUCCCAUGGUUGCCUGAGAGGGGGCCAGAUAAUGCCCACCUUGUUCUGGGAAAUUUUCUGCCUCAUGGUUCAGUUUCCACUUGUGGAGAGAACCUAUUGGUAUCUGAGCUGGUGGACUGCUGCCGAGAGUUGGAAGAAGGGCAUCGUGCUUGGGCAGCACAUAAGAAGGAAGCAGCAUGGAGGUUGAGAAGGGUCGAGUUGCAGUUGGAAUCAGAGAAGGCAUGUCGAAGGAGGGAGAAAAUGGAAGAGAUAGAGGCUAAGGUGAAAGCUCUUCGAGAAGAGCAGAGGGCUACUUUGGAUAAAUUUGAAGCUGAAUACAGAGAACAAAUUGCUGGACUGAGGAGGGAUGCAGAAGCCAAGGAGCAGAAAUUGGCCGAGCAAUGGGCAGCAAAGCACCUGCGUCUUUCUAAGUUUCUCGAGCAGAUGGGGUGCAGGACUCGGCUACCAGAGCCCAAUAAUCGGUGAGGAAGAUCCAGUUAACAUAUUUAGUAAUGUUGUAAGGCACUGGUCUCUCAGUUUGAAUUGUAUGUUGAUAUCUUGCUUGUUCAGGUGUCCAUUAAUGUUUGAAAUUCUGUUAUACUUUCAUAUUUAUAAUAACCGUAACCACGUUUUACUUUC